CACAGGCUAUGAGCCUGUUUGAGAUUGCUGUAAGUAGGUUUAUAAUUUUUUAUUUAAAGCAUUAAUUCAUUUUUUUUUUCAGAGACAGAUUUCAAAACUUUAAAAAAGAAAAAAAAAAAAGAGUAAAAUAAAAUUGGCCCUAAAUUAGAACUUAAUUAUUUUUUGAAGAAAAACCGUAUUUCAUGAAAUUUCUUCUGGCUAAGGCCCCUGAAUGAAUAGUCAGUUCUAAAGAAGCCCCAAUGGUAACCACGUGCUCGUUUUGAUAAGUGCGAUGGUUGUUUUUGGAAAUUAGCCUCUCAACUCAAAGCAAAUAAAACGGUGUCGUAUCAUAGCGCAUCACCAACUUCUCUUGGCGGAGUUGUAGCAGCUAUAAAUGUAACGGCUACCAUUCCCAUGCAACUGAACUUUGAAUCAUUUUAAAUGCACAGAGAGAGAGAGUCGUUAACAGAACUGAACGAUCGCAUUCCUUUCAUCACCUUCUUUAAAACCCCAAGUUUCAAGUCCCUUAUCCUUUAUAUUUACAACUCUAUCAAUCUACUAUCCAACCUGACAAAUUAAUAAUAGAAAGAACAGAAGAAUCUCAAGAAUCUUGACUGGCUCGUUUAAUCUGAAUCUUGAAUCUGUUUAAAGGGAGUUUGGUGUUUUGCAAAAUUCUUGUGAAGAUGAAUGAUCUAAUGACAAAAUCUUUCUUAAGUUAUGUAGAACUGAAGAAGCAAGCCCGAAAGGAUCUUGAAACCGAAUUCGACAUAGAGUCUGGCUGUUGCCUUAACCCCACAGAUGAUCCAAACCUCUCUCAGUUCUUUCAAGAAGUUGAUGCUAUCAAGGCAGAAAUGGUAGAGACUACUAAUCUCUUGUUUGAUCUUCAAACCCUUGAUCAAGAAACCAAGUCCACUCACAGUAAUAAAGUUCUUCGAGGCCUGAGAGAUAGAAUGGAAGCAAAUAUAGUUGCAGUUUUGAGAAAAGCCAAGACUGUCAAAGCAAGACUCGAAUCACUUGAUCAAUCCAAUCAAUUCAGUCGUAAAAUAUCAGAAUUGUAUAAAGAAGGCAGUCCUGUUGAUAGAACAAGGAUAUUGGUCACCAAUGGUUUGAGGGUUCAACUUAGGGAGAUAAUGAAUGAAUUUCAGUUACUGAGAGAGAAGAUUUUAUGUGAUUACAAAGCUGAUCUAAAGAGAAGAUACUAUACUGCAACUGGAGAGGAACCAAGUGAAGAAAUAAUUGAAAAGAUUAUUUCAGCAAGCGGGGAAGUUCAAUUGUUUGCAGGGAAAGAAGGGGCUGUUGAUAUGAAGAGUAAGGAGAGACAUGAGUCUGUGAUGGACAUACAGAGAAGCUUGACAAAGCUGCAUCAGGUGUUUCUUGAUAUGGCUGUUAUUGUUGAAACACAAGGGGAGAAGUUGGAUGACAUUGAAGAAAAUGUGGCAUAUGCUGGUAAUUUUAUCAGUGGAGGAACUAACAGUCUUUACUAUGCCAACCAGAUGAAGAAGAAGAGGAAGGUUUGGGUUUUCUGGGUUUGGUAUGUGGUGUUCGUUAUACUGUUGGUUUGCAUUGUUGCACUGUUGGCUUCUUGAUAGAUCAACUCCAGAUGAUUAUUUGAAUACUGCCGAUUCAUGUCUGGUUGAAUUGCUCUAGUUCAGGAACAGGAAGGUUUCCUUUUUUUUUUUUUCUGCUUUGCUUCUUGAUUGGCUUUUAUUUAGGCUUGUGAAUUGGGUCCUUGUCAUACAUUGUUAUGUCACUGGUGUUAAUUUUGAUAGGGUGUUGUGUUGGUGUGCCUCUCUUGGCAAGCUCAGGAGACAUGUAGGAUGAUGAUGCUGAAUUAACAAUUAAUUAAAGCAUUUCCUUUCAAUCCCUUAUUAAAAGGAUUUCUUAAUUAUGUCAAUAGCAUUUGUAUCCCUAAUUCUUUUGGUUCCUGAAUUCCAACAUAUACAGAUGAAUUUAACAUGUUUUAGUUC
Messenger RNA from Ricinus communis (castor bean), 1946 nucleotides. RefSeq names its product syntaxin-112. Gene Ontology annotation, cellular component: plasma membrane; SNARE complex; endomembrane system. NCBI's taxonomy places the organism in Eukaryota, Viridiplantae, Streptophyta, Magnoliopsida, Malpighiales, Euphorbiaceae. Gene Ontology annotation, molecular function: SNAP receptor activity; SNARE binding. The transcript is spliced from 2 exons. Bases 663 to 1565 code for a protein of 300 amino acids. The record is from RefSeq and is a predicted model, not a curated record. Gene Ontology annotation, biological process: exocytosis; intracellular protein transport; vesicle fusion.